CACAAGCUGCUGCAACUGAGUCCAGCUCUUCCUAAUUGCUUGUUUAUUCCUGAGAAAAAAAUGAGCACAUGAACACUCCAGCCCAGGGUUAAGUGUUCUUAUAAAUGAAGAUGUGAAAAGGAUCCCAGGAGUCUUUCCUUUCUUUUGCUGGACUAUCAUUUCAUAGUUUUAACAAGCUGUAUUCACAUACUGUUUGCUGUCUUCUGUAGAACGAAGAUUGAACUCCAGGAUGAAAAACUCAGAGCUUUGUAAUUGUAUUUGGAACAUCUGCAUUGAUAUGAUAUUUUAAAUUACAUGUGAAGUCUGACAACGAUGCCAACAAACAACAGUUCUGAGUUAAUACAACGCUAUGAAAUUGGAAACCCUUCAAACACAACCUACCUCAUUGACCAGAAAAUAUCAGUCUUUUUUUCUGUUAUAUUUAUGUCAGUAGGAAUAAUAUCAAACAGCCUUGCCAUUGCAAUACUUUUAAAAGCUUAUCAAAGAUUUAGAAAAAAGUCCAAAGCAUCGUUUUUAUUGUUUGCUAGUGGAUUGGUAAUCACUGAUCUCUUUGGCCAUCUCAUUAAUGGAACAAUUGCAAUUUUUGUGUAUGAAUCUGACAGAGAAUGGAUCCGAUUCAACCAAUCAAAUAUUCUCUGCAGUAUUUUUGGAAUGUGCAUGGUAUUUUUUGGGCUUUGUCCACUUUUACUUGGGAGUGUUAUGGCAGUGGAACGUUGUAUAGGAGUCACCAAACCAAUUUUCCAUUCUACAAAAAUGACUUCAAGACAUGCCAAAAUUAUUUUGACUUUGGUGUGGCUCUUUGCUUUUUCAGUGGCCUUGUUGCCUAUACUUACUUUACGAAAAUAUCAUAUACAAGCAUCAAGAACGUGGUGCUUUUUAAAAACUGAUCGUGUCGAAGACUGGAUGGAUCAGAUGCACUUGCUGAUAUUUUCCAUUUUGGGACUUCUGUCCCUUACCAUCUCAUUUCUGUGCAAUGCAAUGACUGGCAUUACACUUUUUAGAUCUAAGAUGAAAAAUCAACAACACAGACAGGGAAGAUCUCAUCAUAUAGAAAUGAUAAUUCAACUCCUGGCCAUAAUGUGCGUCUCUUGUAUAUGCUGGACUCCAUUUCUGGUUACAAUGGCUAAUAUAGCAAUACAUGGAGAUAACUUACUGGACAUUUCAAAAACUAUACUUUUUUCACUUCGUAUGGCUACAUGGAAUCAAAUUUUGGACCCCUGGGUUUAUAUCCUUCUGAGGAAAACUGUACUUAAAAAAUUAUUUAGAAUUGCCAGACGUUGUUGUGGUGUGGAAAUUAUUCGUUUACAUACCUGGGAAUUUAGCUCCUUCAAAAAUUCGUUGAAAAUUGCUGCCGUUUCUGAAUCAAAUUAUUCUCGAACAAACACACUGAACGUGACUCCAAAGAGUGACACUGAACAAAAAUGUGAACUUCUAGAAAGUAAAUAACAAAUAUUUUGAUGUUGAUGUUAGCAUUAAAAUGCAUUAACAAACGGCAGAAACUGAUUUGGACUAAUUGUAUCCACUGGUGAACUUUGCCUCUCUUCUGAUGUAGUGGUCAUUGCUUAAAGGAAUAGUCUAGUCAAAAUAAGAUUUUCGCGAUUUAGAUAGGGCAUGCAAUUUUAAGAAACUUUCUAAUUUACGCCUAUCAUCAAUUUUUCUUCAUUCUCUUGGUAUCUUUAUCUGAAUAUAAACUUAGGAGUCGGCCCAUUUUUGGUUCAGCACCUGGGUAAUGCUUGCUGAUUGGUGUCUAAAUAUAGCCACCAAUCAGCAAGCACUAUCCAGGGUGCUCAACCAAAAAAAUGGGCCGGCUCCUAGACUUUACAUUCUUUCAUUUUCAGAUAAAAAAUGCCAAGAGAAUUAAAGGACCAGUCAACACAAAUACAAGAUAACAAGACAAUGCAAUAGCACUUAGUCUGAACUUCAAAUGAGUAGUAUAUUUUUUUAUAACAAAUUUCAAAGUUAUGUAUAUUUCCACUCCCCUUGUACCAUGUGAUUGCAAUCAGCCAAUCACAAAUGCAUGUACGUAUAGUCUGUGAUUUCUUGCACAUGCUCAGUAGGAUCUGGUGACUCAAAAAUUGUAAAUAUAAAAGAUUGUGCACAUUUUUUUUAAUAGAAGUAAAUUGGAAAGUUGUUUAAAAUUACAUGCUGCAUCUGAAUCAUGAAAAUUUAAUUUAACCUGAGUGUCCCUUUAAGAAAAAAAUGAUAAUAGUAACAAAUUAGAAAGUUGCUUAAAAUUGCAUGCUUUGACUAGAUGAUCCCUUUAUGUACAGGGGCAGUCCUGGUACCCAGUAAUGAUAUAAUUUACAUAAAUUGGUUUAGCAGGAUUACAGUACUGCUAUUCCAAAUCUUAAAGGGCCAUAAUACCCAAAUGUUUAAACACUUGAAAGUGAUGCAGUAUAGCUGUAAAAAGCUGACUAGAAAAUAUGACCUGAACUUCUCUAUGUAAAAAAGAAAGAUAUUUUACCUCAAAAGUUUCUCAGUUGCCACAUCCCAUUGUAAAGCACUUCUAAGCAGCAAAUCAAUAUGUCUGUCCCGUGACAGCUAAGGGAGUGAUCUUACGUGCACACUCAUCUUAUUUCCCUAUUCAGCUUAAGGAAGUUCACUAUGAAAUCUCAUGAGAGGUAAGUGAAAUCUCAUGAGAUCACAGUAAAAGAGUUCAUAACCUCAGCACUGCUGAUGGGCUGCUGUUCAUUUCUUCAUUUUUUUUUUCUUUUUUACCUGCAGCUGGGCUGCAGUUGAGUAUAACUUUUUACACAGAACUUACUCUGCUGAGCUGAGGAGAUUGUGAGGUAAAAUAUCUUUUUUACAUAGAGAUGCUCAGGUGAUAUUUUCUUGUCAGCUUUUUACAGUUAUACUGCAUCAGUUUCAAGUGAUUUAGCAUAUGAGUAUUAUGUCCCUUUAAGGCAUGUUAAAUGUGCAACAAAUAAAAAAAUAGUAACACCUUAAAAAGUGAAGAUUAUAAUCUAUCUCACCCCCAUCCAUAGAGGUUCUGCUUUUGUCAUGAACAUUUUUAUAAAGAAUUGAAAAAAAAAAAAAUAAUACAGAUAGAAUCAGCAUGCUAAGGGUCUAAGCUUUUGGAAGAAUCAUUUAAUCAUUUGAAUAUUUCUCAUACAUUUCGAGGCCAACAUGAGUAUUAAAGAACUUAUUUUUGUAGCAUUUUCUUUUUACAAAAAUGUGCAAUAUCACUGUAUAUAUUAGAUUCCAAAAAUAUAAGGAACAUAUUUAUGUGUAAAGAUUCCCUUUUUUUUAUUAUUCUUAUCUCUCCGGGUGAUUGAACAUGUUAUUUACUAUAUUAAAAUAUAUAAAAAUAAAUUAUUUAAAAUGAAAUAGAAAUACCUAAAAAUUAACAUUAGUAUAACUGUCGCAGCAAUACGGCAGGGACGUUAAAGUUAAUUAGUUGAUCCCCUAUUACUGUUCUUUUCAACACCACAUUUUGUAAAGCUAAUUCAUAUUUUUUUUUUUUUACAUUUGGAAGCCAUGUGAUACAAAAUUAGAUUAUAUUAUUAAAUAGGUGCGGGCACCAUCAUUUUAGUAAAAAACAUUUAUUACCAAUAAGGGCAAAUUUGUACCCAUAUAUUUGUGCGUAAAUAUUUUGUAACAUUUCAUUUUAUCAAGUUAUUCAGAAAAUCUGUAAAUGUCUUAUUUGUAUGUCGAUGCAAUUAAUGAGCUAACAAAGUGAAUCUCCAAAUUAAUUCAAUAUGGAAAUUAGCAAAGUACAUCUGAAUUUCUUUUAUUUGCAUGAAAAAAAUAAAAUAAAAAAACAAUUAUACCAGAAGUAGCAAGAAAUAAAUGCUGGCACAAAAAUCAUACUGCAGUAUAAAUGGUCAUAGGAUGAAAGUGAAAAAAAGAAAACCUAAUAGCAACAACAACAAAAAAUUGAUACGCAUGUACCUGAAUUCCUGAAUUUUUAUGAAAGAACUGAAAGCAAUCUGAAUGAGCAUUUUGAUUCCUCAGUGCUUUCAAUAUCUGUUUAUAUUUUUUUCUAGAACAAUAAAAUUGCUAACAAAAAAAUAUAUGCACACUUAAAGGGACGGUAAAGUCAAGAUUAAACAACUUUUCAUUUUUAACAACUUCCCAAUUUAUUUCUAAUAUAAAAUUUGCUUAGUUCUCUUGGUAUCCUUAGUAAAAGAGUAAUCCUAGGUGAGAUUAGGAGUGUGCACUUCAUUAGCCAGAUGUACGCCCCUGUCCAUCUGUAACUCUUAAAUCUGGGCCAUAGAAUGCAAAAGAAUAUGUUUAUUCUUCAACUAAAGAUACCAAGAAAACAAAGCAAAUUUGAUAGCUAAGGUAAAUUGGAAAGUCGUUUAAAAAUGCCUGCUCUAUCUGAAUAAUAAACAUUUAAUUUUGACUUUACUGUCCCUUUAAACAGGGGCAAUACGCUCUAUAUUCAAUUGCAGUUCAAUAUAUAACUAUAACUGGAGGGUAUAUCACACAAAUGCUAAUGCAUCAAGAAUAAUUGUAUAUGUGUUGUUUAAUACAUUACCUGUUGCAUGACAUAAACAAUGCUUCAAGAGGUCACUUUAAAUAUUAUGCAGUGUACAUUUUGUCACUUGUCUUGGGACUUAAGCAAAUAAUUAAAUCAAUGUUAAGUGUUUUGUACAUCAUUCGGUGUUACUGUUUAAUUCAUUAAAUGGUCUUUAUUUUAAAAA
Messenger RNA from Bombina bombina (fire-bellied toad), 4646 nucleotides. It is a transcript of the gene PTGFR, whose product is annotated as prostaglandin F receptor. The coding region runs from base 313 to 1446 and encodes 377 amino acids. NCBI's taxonomy places the organism in Eukaryota, Metazoa, Chordata, Amphibia, Anura, Bombinatoridae. The record is from RefSeq and is a predicted model, not a curated record. Gene Ontology annotation, cellular component: plasma membrane. Gene Ontology annotation, biological process: positive regulation of cytosolic calcium ion concentration; inflammatory response; adenylate cyclase-activating G protein-coupled receptor signaling pathway. Gene Ontology annotation, molecular function: prostaglandin F receptor activity. The transcript has 3 exons.